Anthostomella pinea is the source of this 1968-nucleotide messenger RNA. The record is from the annotation of a GenBank genome assembly. NCBI's taxonomy places the organism in Eukaryota, Fungi, Ascomycota, Sordariomycetes, Xylariales, Xylariaceae.
AUGAACCAGAUGCUCGACGUGGCGGACGACCUUAAUUGGAAUGAAGCCUCUGCCGCCGAUUACCUGGGACCGCCUGGUUUGAACAAGGAUGUUCAGACCAGGAUCAAGAAUCUCUAUAAGAAAUGGGGCACUAUCCAGCCAGGAUACAUUACUACCCCCUCUGACUGGCGCCUUCACGUCCGCUGCGACGAUCCGAAGAAAAAGGGUGCCAAAGACGCUUGUGGUUCUACUCCCCCAAACCGCGGCCCGUACGCAUACACGACCAACAAGGAUGACGACUCCGGCCUCGCUCGCAUUAACUUCUGCCCGCGUUACUUCGGUGCUUGGGAGCUUGGCGAGGCCAUUGACUUUGGCAAAGACCCAGCCCCGGGUCCUACCUGGCAGCUCGAUGUUGGGAACUACACGAUGAAUAAGGGCCAUAUCUGGGCACAUGAGCUGAUGCGCGUGGACUGGGCUGUCAAUGCCGGCAAAUAUGGGGAAAACGACCACGUGGGUGACCUACGCAUGCGAGUGAAUGACCGAUCCGGCGUGUCCAUCGUGGCAAAAGCCUAUGGCCCGGCGCCAGUGAAGGCCUUAGCACGGUAUGCCCAAGAUACGGGGAAGUGGGUUAUACGCAACGCCGACUCCCUCGCGCUCUACGCCUCAGUCCGCUACAUCCAGAGCAAGCUCAGCAACGUCUACCCCCAUUUGCCCCUCGCCCCUGCCGCUCCGAGUAGCGUGUGGGAUCCGAACAACCGAGAGGGCGACAGUGUCGGUACACUCUCGUCCGGAAACGAAACUUUGGCAGCAUGGGACCUCUACAGCAAUGGCUCCGUCGUGCUGCCGUUCGUGAAUUCCACUGGCGAUCCUGGCAAUAAAUACUGCCCUACCAUGUAUAUGGCGGGCACGACACUUGCCAAUUCCGAUUGGUAUGACGAGGAUGCCGGCGAUAAUCCAGAUUAUGAGCUCGACUUCAACACUUUCGCCUCUGCGGAUUAUCUAGACAAGACCUACUCGAAUCAGUUGAACGACCGGUGGGCCAGCGUCUAUUCAGGGGCUGGAUCUACUACUACUAGUACUACUUCCUCUUCGCCUACGAAUACUGCCGCAUCGCCCACUGCUGUUAGAGAAUGGAGCUUCUUUCUCGAAGACACCAACGUUAACGACGGUGCCUAUCCUGGCCAAAUAGAUCUAUGUCUAUGGGGCAUGCUGGGACAAGCAAAUUUCCUUCAUACGGUUCCUAGUAGGAGCCGGAGCUUCGUCGUUGAGGUUGGGGCUGACGCAAAUGCCGCCACCGGCUCCAUCAUGCAUACCAAUUUGGUGUUACCCACGAUGGAGGUCAUCGUGUUUCGCUUGAUCCAAUCAUCCUUAGACGAUGGAGAUAUCCAUAUCACUUGCGAACAAUGGAACUUGCGUGACAACCAACAGCCUAGCCUCAGAAGCACAGAAGGGAUCGUGGUACCGUCUUGCGAAGCCAUACACCUCAGAGCAAGAGAUGCAAAGGUACCUCCUCUCGGAAACGUUCUCAUAUCUCUCUCGGAGAAUGGGUUGUCUCUACGAGUUGGAUCUCGGUUCUACACUCGAGAAAAGCGCUAUACAUUCAAAGGGGUGGGCGGUCUGGACAACAUGGAUCUCGAUAUUUUCGACGACAUUGGAAUUUUCGGAUGCGUCAUUGCCAUGGCAUCGCGACGCAGAGUGAUCCGAUCGAUCGCGACUCAAGUCGAUCAGAAUGCGGAAGUUAGGGGUGCUGAGGAAUCACAGUCCUUUGACGACGUCGAAGACCAGGAUCAUAACGAAGCGACAAGCAGCGUUUCGACGGACGAGGAUGAUUCCGAGGACUCCGACUCCGACAACGACGAAACCGCUCGUCACCGUAUCGACAGAGCCACUGCACAGCCUACGAGUAAUGUGGCACACGAGUCCGACUCCGAGUUUUCGGACGUGGACGAGGUCGAGCAGGCGAUGAGCGACGAUUCGCAGAGCGAUUGA